AUGAAUGAGCAGCUCGUGUUGCAGACCGGAACAUCACUUUUCAAUUCAUUAGUGUCGGCGCACAAUUUACUCAAAUUGCUGAAUAGCCGUUUUUCAAGAGAAAAAAUUGCUGAUUGUACAUCUGAAUAUCAAGUAUAUCUGGUAAUCCGGUUUGGUAAUUGUCUUCAAAAUACCUGUGGAAGAACAACAAGAAUGUUGGAUCAGCCUGUUUGCUGGCCACUACACCGGAAAUAUAUCCUGAGCGGUCUCUUAGCGACUUUUCUUUGUGGUGCUUUUCAUUGGCGAGGAAAUUCAUUCACAAAUUACUGGAAACCAGUGGAACAAAAAUCAGGUUACGAUGUGCGAUAUGCAUCCUUGAAUCUGGCAGAAAAGAACUCGAGUUGUUGGAAGAUAAUUAGUGGUGACCCUGAAGCUAUUGAAGAGGCUGUUUUAAACUCCAUCACUAUCGCAAACAAGCAUAAAGCCGUAAAUGAAACGGAUUAUUUAGCAAUGACGCAAGACUGUGACAAUUUUGUUAAAAUCCGCAAAUACAUCAGUUUCCCGUUAAGUACAGAGGAACGCGAUUUUCCCCUGGCCUAUUCCAUGGUGAUCCAUAGCAACAUUGAGAUGUUCGAGAGGCUCCUAAGAAGCAUUUAUGCUCCACAGAACGUGUACUGUGUCCACGUGGACAGGAAGUCUCCAAAUCAAUUUCACUCGGCUGUCCAGGCCAUCGCUUCCUGUUUCAGUAAUGUCUUCAUUGCAGGAAAGUUAGAAUCGGUGACAUACGCCUCAUGGUCCAGAGUUCAGGCUGAUCUGAACUGUAUGGAAGAGCUGCUGCACAGCCCUGUCCAGUGGAAAUACCUCAUAAAUGUUUGCGGACAAGACUUUCCAACGAAAACCAAUUGGGAGAUAGUCAACAGUCUUAUGGCCAGGAACGGCUCAAAUAUUAUGGACUCAGUAGCCCCGCCAAACUACAAAAAGAGAAGAUGGGAAUUUCAUUAUGAAAUCCGUAACGGUGUUGUCAGAACUCAGCAAAAGAAGACUCCCCCACCCAUAAGCAGUCCCAUGUAUGUGGGGGGUGCCUACAUUCUUGUCACCAGAGAAUUUGUGAGGACUUUGUUUGUGAACCCGGAAAUCCAAGCGUUUUUCAAUUGGUCCGAGGACACCUACAGCCCCGACGAACACAUCUGGGCAACCUUACAGAGGAUGCCUGAGAUACCCGGCUCCGUAACGUACACUCCAGGACACCAGAAGAGUGACCCAGUUCUUACCCGAGCAGUGAAGUGGUCUUUUGAGGCUGGUGAUGUAGCGAAGGGAGCCACGUAUCCGCCUUGCACAGGAAGGUACCGCCAUCUAAUCUGUGUUUAUGGGUCUGGAGAUCUACCCUGGAUCGUCCAACAGGAACGUCUGUUCGCGAACAAGUUUGAUCUGCAAGUGGACAACACAGCUGUGCAAUGCAUGGAGGAAUAUGUCCGAUACAAAGUGAUUAAUGAAACACGAUCUUAA
Carcharodon carcharias (great white shark) is the source of this 1485-nucleotide messenger RNA. RefSeq names its product beta-1,3-galactosyl-O-glycosyl-glycoprotein beta-1,6-N-acetylglucosaminyltransferase 3-like. The record is from RefSeq and is a predicted model, not a curated record. Lineage: Eukaryota; Metazoa; Chordata; Chondrichthyes; Lamniformes; Lamnidae. Gene Ontology annotation, molecular function: acetylglucosaminyltransferase activity. Gene Ontology annotation, cellular component: membrane. The transcript is spliced from 2 exons. The coding region runs from base 1 to 1485 and encodes 494 amino acids.